UACUCCAUCAAGCUUCAAGCAGACAACAUGCCUGUUUUUGAAACAAAAUCGUGUUUAAAUGAGUUGACGUAUUUAAAGUUCAAUUUUAAAACCACUGGAUCACUGCAAUAAAACGAAGAAGCGAUAUUGCUGUUGUUAAUCUACUACUAACAAGGAUAACAUUAAAAUGUCCGUCACUCUUCACACUGAUCUGGGCAAUAUUAAGAUUGAGGUGUUCUGUGAUGUAACCCCAAGAGCAGCUGAGAACUUCUUAGCGCUUUGCGCCAGUAACUAUUACAAUGGAUGUCUUUUCCAUCGAAACAUAAAAGGAUUCAUGGUGCAAACUGGAGAUCCAACAAACACAGGAAAAGGUGGAACAUCUAUUUGGGGUAGAAAAUUUGAGGACGAGUUUACAGAAGAGUUAAAACAUAAAAAUCGUGGCUACAUUUCAAUGGCAAAUUCUGGACCAAAUACAAAUGGUAGUCAAUUUUUUAUCACGUACGGCCCACAACCUCAUCUGGACUUAAAGUACACCAUACUUGGAAAAGUUAUAGAUGGAUUUGAUGUGUUGGAUGAGUUGGAAAAACUGCCGGUUAAUCCGAAAAAUCACCGUCCAUUGAAAGAUAUACAUUUAAAUAGUGUGACAAUUCAUGCUAAUCCAUUGGCGCAAUGAACCCUAUGAAGUGUAUACGGAUCAAUGAUAAAUUAUAAAACAACAGAUUCGGA
Molecule: messenger RNA, 705 nt
Organism: Daphnia magna
Lineage: Eukaryota; Metazoa; Arthropoda; Branchiopoda; Diplostraca; Daphniidae
Product: peptidyl-prolyl cis-trans isomerase-like 3
Exons: 6
Coding region: 167-652 (161 amino acids)
Biological process (GO): protein folding; protein peptidyl-prolyl isomerization
Cellular component (GO): catalytic step 2 spliceosome
Molecular function (GO): peptidyl-prolyl cis-trans isomerase activity
Source: RefSeq, a predicted model, not a curated record